AUGGGUGUUACUAAGACUAUUCUCCAAGAAGGCAGUGGCCCCUCUCCAAGAGUCGACGAUACUGUCACCAUUGAGUACACCGGCUACCUUAAGGACACCUCCAAGCCUGAUAACAAGGGCAACAAGUUCGAUUCCUCCGCCGGCCGUGGUGCUUUUCAAACCCAAAUCGGAGUUGGCAGAGUCAUCAAGGGUUGGGAUGAGGGAGUUGUUACCAUGAAGCUCGGAGAGAAGGCCACGCUGGAUAUUACCAGUGACUACGCAUAUGGUGCCCGCGGCUUCCCCGGUCACAUCCCACCCAAUGCAGACCUUAUUUUUGAUGUCGAACUCCAGAAGAUCAACUAG
Molecule: messenger RNA, 342 nt
Organism: Mollisia scopiformis
Lineage: Eukaryota; Fungi; Ascomycota; Leotiomycetes; Helotiales; Mollisiaceae
Product: putative FK506-binding protein 1
Exons: 6
Coding region: 1-342 (113 amino acids)
Molecular function (GO): peptidyl-prolyl cis-trans isomerase activity
Source: RefSeq, a predicted model, not a curated record